Ilyonectria robusta is the source of this 990-nucleotide messenger RNA. RefSeq lists its product as uncharacterized. The transcript has a single exon. Bases 1 to 990 code for a protein of 329 amino acids. NCBI's taxonomy places the organism in Eukaryota, Fungi, Ascomycota, Sordariomycetes, Hypocreales, Nectriaceae. The record is from RefSeq and is a predicted model, not a curated record.
AUGGACUCUACGGCGUUGUCUGAGUUGUCGGGCGAUGGAGAGGAGAGACAACGACAGGCGACACCCCCUCCGUACUCAGGACCUUCAACCUCGCUGAUUGCGCGAUCACCCGCGCAGCAGGACAUUGAGCGAACGAAGUUCCCGACGCGAUAUCCCGGACUCCCAAGGCUUGACUAUCGGCUAUACUCACCACCACUCUUCAAGCUGUCGAAUGACUCCAAAACACUUUCUUCCCGGGCCGAGUACUUGUCAACCAACGCUAACGCACUGGUGUCACUGAUUCGGGCCCAGGCGUCGGUCCCCCCCAAGCCCCAGAUCCAUAUCCGAGGCAGCCGCGGUCGCAAAGUAGACUUUAACAUCCAGCUGAACCUCAUGAAUCUUCUUGUGCCCGAUGACGAAAAGCAGCGCAUUGAUUAUAUACGUUGUGUUGGCGAGGGCGAGCUAGCGUACCGUGGUGGUAGCCGGCCUGAUGUUUUACCAGAGGUUGGUGAAGGGGGUUUGGAGGAGUGGUGUCGUCGGUAUGUCCAGGAUGCAUCGGCCGUGAAACUCUUCGCCUUGGACCGUGUUGUGGCCAACCUUGACACAGAGUGGAUGGAGGGUCAACUCCGGAGUCUCGUGGCAUCGCUCAACUAUCGUGGUGUUGUUGACGUGACAUUUGUUGUCACCCACAGCCGGGUUGUGGUGCAGAACCCCGAUAAGCUCAAUACCUUCUUUACAAACUUGACCAGCUUGUUCUCCGGAAAGAAUAAGUUUGAGGUGAUUAAAGCUGUGUGGCCGUUUGCGACGACCAAGAAUGGGGAACCAGGCCGGCGGUGUGUGGUUCAAAGCGAGGACAUUUGGUGGAAGGAAUGGAAGGACCCUAUCAAGUAUGCAAUCUCCCAGAAACGGCACGGAUGGGUUACAGUUGAGGAUAAACUUGAAGCGGUCAUGGAGGGCAAAGGCAAUGCAACGGACACGAUCGACUGGGGCCCUGAAGGCGCCGCUUGUUGA